UUAAAUGGUGACUGUGUGAUUAAAAUACUUCUAAGACAUCUUGUGACUUUUGGAGAGCACUAAAGUAGAGGGGACAUUCUCCAAAACCUUAAGAUUUCGGAAUUUCUUAGAAAAUAACGUCCACGUUUAGAAAAUCGUGAAGACUCACCCAAACCAACGGAAACGUUUAUUAAAAUCAUGUCCUCGUUUGGGCUAUUAGAAUUCUUGCGGAAACAAAUUUUGUUUCCGCUGGUAGUUGGUUCGACACUCCGGAGCCAAGUUUCUGUUAUUUUGCUUUCAAUUCAGUCUGCUUUUUCGUAUAUAAACGCUUUAAAACUAGCAGGUACCUCUAAAUAAUUAAUGGAAAACACUGGACUCAAUUUUGGGAAAUCGUUAAACGAGCCACCCUCUUUAUGCUGAAAAACGUCCACACUGCGACGAUUUUAUGCAGCUAACUCGUCCGGAAAUAUUAUGUCGGCAAAUAGCCCGGAAGCGCUGGAAGCUCAAGCUAAGAAAGAUCGGGACGAUACACAGCUUCGCCUGUCGCUGUUCGUUUGUGCAGUUGUUGCAAUAACAUGGUUUCUUGGAGCGUUCGGAUUUUCGUUCGUGUGGACUGGUUUUAUCAUACCGUUAAUCUUUACAGUGUGGUACCGCAAAAAUUGCCGCAUCAUAGAUGAUCGCGUGAGAGAGGCCGAAAUCCAAGUACAUCGGAGAAAGGCCUUGCGAGACGAAGAAACGGCGGAAUGGCUUAACUUUGUCUUAAAUCGAUGGUGGAAUUUUAGCGAAGUUUCCCUUUGCAAUCUUGUCCGUUCGAGUCUCAAUCCUGUUCUGGAUUACAGCAAACCAUCAUUUAUAGAGGCUAUGGAGUUAACGGAGUUCAGCUUUGGAAAGAAGACACCGUUUUUGAAAUACGUAAAAGUGUUUGAGAAUAUCGACGAGAACGAGUCACCCGAUAUACCCGCCUCGGAAUCGAAUGCUUUUAGUCCGCCGUCUGACAUGGCAACGAGGCAGAGGCAUUUGCUAGUGCUUGUUAUGGAUCUGUGUUUGCACGCACCUGAUACUAAAAUCGCCAUCAAAGUCAGAUUAGGUGGAAAAAUGGUGGGAGCUGAUGUUGAUGUCAGUAUUGAGGACGUGUCGUUAUCUGGUCGUGUUCAGAUUGUGUUCGAAAUGGAUCAUCUUGUACCUUUUCCACACAUGAAGUCUGUCUCAGUGACUUUCCUUGAAAAACCGGACGUUGACUUUGAUGUUCGUCUAAUGCGCGCCGUACAAGUGAUGGAUAUUCCUAUGCUAAAGGAUUUCAUCAAUGCUCUGGUUAUGGACAGUUUGACAUACGCACUCGUUGAUCCUGGAAGAAUCCAAGUUCCACUGCAUGGUGUUGAUCCUGACGAACUGCUCAGUGCAGCUAAAAAAUCUACUUACGCUGAUGGAAUACUGACAGUUACGCUUAAAGGUGGAAUGCCACAGAAAUACACAGAUGAUCAGAUCUGGACCUCGCUUGAAGUCGGCAAUCUUGACGAGAAAAGCACUGAAAAGAUUCAGGGUGGAACGACAUUCGAGGAAUCCAUAUCUCUGCUUAUUUACGAUCUGGCCAAUGAUAAGCUCAACAUUGAAAUACGCGGUAAAAGAACUUUUGGUACCAAAUACUCCAUUGCAAAAUACAAGAUGUUUUUGGGCAGUCUUGGGCUGGAAAAGAAGAAAAAAGUUGAGACAACACUGAGUAAAGAAGGAAUCAAAGGAUCUAAGUUGGAAAUCACGUUAGAGUACACACGACUGAAGCCCUAUGAAGUCAGCAGCCGUACAGAUGUGGACGAAUUCCUUGAAAAAUACGAGAAACCUAAUGAGGAAAGUCCAGUGUCUGGUCUUCUUCUGGUGGUCGUACACAGUGGUGAAAAGCUUCUGGCAAUGGAUGAUGAUGGUUAUAGUGACCCUUACUGUAUAGUAACCGCCAACAAAGAAAAGGUAAAAAUCACACCUCACGUGUCAGGAUCUGUUAAUCCCGUCUGGGAUUCUGUGGUGGAGUUUCUGGUCAAAGAUUUCACAAAGACCAGCGUCUCCUUUUUGGUGUAUGACCGUGAUGUUAAUUGGCAAGGCCAGUCAGAUGACUUCAUGGGUUCGUGUAACCUGGAAAUGACCCUAGAAGAACCUGUGAUCAUAAAGCGGAAGAUCGAGUUGAAGUACAAAGUGUACGGCAAGAAAAGGUCAGAGGAUUCUACCAUGAACGCAGGCUCGCUAUUAGUGUCAGCAGUGUUUCAGCCUAUCGAAUCGGUCGGUAAAUCAGAGAAAGAAUCAUUAGCUGGUGGAGUAGUGGAUGGUGAAGACAUCGAUGAAAUAAACGAACACGCCAAGAAGCACACGAUGAAGAGCAGUAUGAAGAUCAAGAGACAAGUCGAGGAAAUGAUGUUAAUCAAAGAGCUUGGAGUUUUGGUGAUUACAAUUCUUCAAGGUAAAGACAUGGCUGCUAUGGACAGCAAUGGUCUAAGUGAUCCAUUCUGUGUUGUGCGAGUUAAUAACGCGAAGAAGUUCAAAACCAGCGUGGCUUAUGAAACGCUGUCUCCCGUGUGGAAUGAGUCUGUUUCCAUCGCCAUGCCGCAAGAGGACGACAAGAUAUCCCUUGACGUCUUUGACAAAGAUGUGUUUCAGAAUGAUUUCAUGGGAACAGUUUCAUUGACAGUGGAGGAAAUAAAGGAAACCUCCAAGAAAGGAGGAGCUCAGUGGUUUAAACUGCAAGAAGCUGAAUCAGGAGAAAUUCAAGUUCAAUUUAAAGUAUCCAAACCAGGCGAACAGGAUGAGCCUGACAAAGCAGCGGAGUCACAGCCUGGAGAAAGCGGCAAUGACUCAGGAAUCAGUGACACUGGUGAACAAACUGAGGUGGUCAAAGACGUGUUUGAUCUUACACUUGACAAGAUGGACGAAUACAUAGAAAGCCAGAUUCCGCCAUUGUUUUAUGGUGUGUCAGGAGAAAUCAUUCAGGGCUCAGACAUUACAGGUUGGGGGACGUUUCAGAUUAGAGCAAGAGUUGAGAUUCCUCGGCAUGGUCGUAAAAGCAGCGUCAAGUACGAAUAUAUUACAAUGUGUACAACUCCUCAGCUCGCUCCGGAAAGUGGAAUGGCAAAAUGGAAUUUCAUCUUUCAAACCACUGGAGGAACCGCCAUUUCCAACGAAGCGGGGCUUGUGUUUGAGCUUAGAGACGCCAAGAAAAAAGUAGAAGGCAAGGCAAGGAUUGGUAUUCAGGACUUCUUCAGAGACGUGUUUACCAAGAGAUCGAGGUCGAACACUGGUAGUGUUUCGGAAGGCAAGCAUUCCAACACGAAAUGGCUCAAUCUCGAACUAGAUGGAAUGCCAGUUGGUCGUCUGCAAGUGAUGCUGUCGUAUUCAGACACGCCGGACGCGCCUGUGGCUCCAUCCACCCUCAAGAAACGCUCCAUUCUCAAGAGAUUCUCAUCCAGUUCAAAUCUGUAGAUCAGCAGCAAAUACCUACAAUGAGAACAUUGUAUUUUCACACUGCGAAAUGAAAGGCUACAGUCACUUAAAUAUACGAUGGAUGUAUAAACGUUUAGGGCCGCAUGCCUGGGAUUAAGACAGCACAUUGAGGGAACCUUUUCCCGAUUUUGCGUCAAGUAUUUUCAUACUAAAAGGGGAAUCCAAUCAAAUCAUUUGUCUAUAGAUAACUUCAUUAACGUCUUUAUUCCGAUGAUUAAAGGGCCAUUUUUUUUUUAAGGCAUUUCGAGUAGUUAUUAUUAAAUAAUCGGUGCGAAACUUCAAAAAACUCAGAACAACUAAUUUUUAGACGCUUUCUUUAAUGUAUAUAACCCUUCGGUUUGUACCACAUUUAAGCCAUCUUUUCUAAGUAAGCUGAAUGAAUUGGUUACCAUUAACAUACCAUUUCAUGGUACGCUGGCCCACAUCUGUACCCCAGUCGUAGAACACGCUUUGCUUUGGAGUUAAUAAAGCUGAAGAGUUUUGGCAAAUCAUCUUUGUAAAUAUUUAUCCAACAUGCAUGAAAGGCUUCACAAUGUAGGUUUAAAUAGUUGGUAGUAUAAAGGUUAACUUAGAUAAGUUAAAAGCCUUGCAGUUGCUUGCACGUUGUUCUUUCUAUUUUCUUAUCCAUCUAAGUGUCUGUUUCAAAACGAGGCCAAAUAUGAAAGCUGUCGUCAGUUUGUCUCACUGUAUUGAAAUGAACGCCUCAGGUAAAAAUUAUCAUUUCAUUGAUUUUGCACCAGAACUUUGUAAAACCAGUCAAUCCUGGCGAAAUAAUUGGGAGGCGCGGUGGCCUCAUGGUUAGUGCGCUCGUCUCCGGAUCGAGCGGUCAG
This is a messenger RNA of Orbicella faveolata, 4289 nucleotides long. RefSeq lists its product as uncharacterized. NCBI's taxonomy places the organism in Eukaryota, Metazoa, Cnidaria, Anthozoa, Scleractinia, Merulinidae. The record is from RefSeq and is a predicted model, not a curated record. Gene Ontology annotation, molecular function: lipid binding.